This is a messenger RNA of Nerophis lumbriciformis (worm pipefish), 3785 nucleotides long. The record is from RefSeq and is a predicted model, not a curated record. NCBI's taxonomy places the organism in Eukaryota, Metazoa, Chordata, Actinopteri, Syngnathiformes, Syngnathidae.
AUCAGCCUUCACCUCAAGGACUGCGAGCAAGCUGAGCUGCCGCUUAUGUUUCUAAACCGUCAACGGGCUCAUAGUGAUGUUACUAGUAGUUGAGUUGUAGAGGACUGGAGGUGUUUAUUAUAAUUUGGGGAGAGUCCGCUGCCUUAUGCUUACCUGCUAAACACCUUUCUGCUCACCCCACCGUGAGCACUGACUCCAUGCGCUCUGUGUGUAAUCAAUCAGAUGGUUCUGUGGGUGGGACAAUGCUGGGGGAGCAGCUUUUUGAGACGAUAGUUUAGGCGGUGGCUCUUUGUUGUUAAGGCAGCCGCCUUAACAACAAAGCCCUGCGGGAAACCCUGUAAACUUAAUUUCUAGUAUUCUUCUUUAAAUAUAUGUACUGCAGUAAAAGUGGUGGACAGUUGUACUCACUUUGGUGAGACACUGUAUAUGUACAUAUACAUACUAGUUAUUUUCCAUAUAUUCUUUAUUCAUUCACUCUGAGCAAAUGCAGGGAUUAGAGAUAGUUGAGAGGCUGCGCAUAACUCGCAGGGAUGGGUACUCCGGCUUCCUCCCACCUCCAAAGACAUUCACCUGGGGAUAGGUUGAUUGGCAACACUAAAUUGGCCCUAGUGUGUGAGUGUUGUCUGUCUAUCUGUGUUGGCCCUACGAUGAGGUGGUGACUUGUCCAGGGUGUACCUGCCUACCGCUCGAAUGCAGCUGAGAUAGGCUCCAGCGACCCCCCACGACCCAGAAAGGGACAAGCGGUAGAAAAUGGAUGAAUGGAAUUUGCAUGAAUAGGCGUGAAAUCCAAGAGGGACCGACAUCAUGCAAAACAAGAAUUUCCCCAAUGGGAUGCUUAGGUGAUCCGAGUGAGCGCCUUACUUUUAUCAAUGUUGCGCCUCGCCACGGCAAUGCUGUGCCUUCAGUGCCGCCAUGUGACAUCUUCACCUUUGAACCUCAGACCGUGUGUAACACUCACCUCAGCAGAGAACCAGCAGACCGUCAAGGCUCUCUAUGAUCUCUCUGUGGACAUCCAAAAGGUCCGGAAGCUGAAAGGCUGGGUCUUGCGUCAGAGUCCGGCUUACACAGUGGAGGUUGCAGACCUGUUGAAGGCCAUUGGAGCUUCGGAGCCCAUUAUCUCCCGGAUCUUAACUGUUUACCCUGAAGCUGUGCUUUGCAAUCCAGCACAAACACUGGCACAGAAGGAUCUGUGGAUGUCAGUGUGCCCCAACCAGAAAGAACUGGUUGGUAUUAUAGAGAAAUUCCCAGCCUCCUUCUUCACAUCUUCAAGCCACCAUGGCAACCAGCGUAACAACAUUACUUACUUCCAAAACUUAAAUCUCAACAAGCGAAUCAUCACCAAGCUAAUGGCCAGCGCCCCGCAGAGUUUCAUUCGUCCAGUAGAGCAGAACGAGGACAUGGUAUGCAACCUCCAGCAGACGUACCAGGAACUCGGAGGAGAAGAGGCCAACAUGAAGAUUUGGCUUCAAAAGCUGCUGACCCAGAACCCUUUUGUACUCCUCAAACCACCUGAAGUGCUGAGGCACAACAUGUUGUUCCUCCGAGACAAAGGCUUCACCACUGCACAGCUCCUGUACCUCCUCUCCAAACUGAAAGGCUUUGUUACUGAUCUAAACCCAGACAGCAUGCGCCACACCCUGGCGUACUCCCAGGACACCUUGGGGUGCUCCGAGGCAGAACUGCGAGACAUUAUUCUCAAAUGUCCCGCAUUACUUUACUACCCAGAAGAUAUUCUGGCUGAACGCUUCCAGGGACUUUGUAACGCCGGGAUCAGCAUGUAUCAAAUCACACAAACCCCAACCGUAUUGGAACUGACAACACAAAUCGUCAGUUAUCGCAUCCAGAGGCUGAAGUUACAUGGUUAUGAUGUCCGGACAGCUAGUUUGGACGUCCUUAAUGGCACCAAGAAAGACUUUGAAACAAGCUAUGCGAAAUUACAGCUUCGCCGAGAGAGACCUAUUUUUAAUCCUGUUGCGCCUUUGAAAGGAGAUGACUGAUAUCAAUCACUAGCUACUUGAUUAGGUACCAUCUAAUAGGAGUGAAUGAACCGUUACGUUCAGCCUUUGUAUGAAUCAUUUUGCCAAGUAUUGAGUAAUUCAACAUCUUUUUUUUUCUUAAAAAUUGUUGUCUUUAAUGGGGAACUGCACUUUGUUGGGGAAUUUUGCCUAUUCACAAUCAUUAUGAGAGACGUAACGACGGAUGUAUUUUUUAAUGUAUUCUAACUCAAUACAUAACUAAAUAAACAUAGACAAAAGUCUGCUUACAACGGAGCCAAUGGGAGGUCCUCUAUUCCGCCCAUAAAACCCAAUAAAAAAACAUUCAAAACGCACCAGCAAUACUCCAUUUACAUUUUGUGGCUGGAACAUUAACCACGUUGUAGUGUUAUUAGCCAUGUGUACAUGGACAACAUUUAUUUUAAUCUGAUCAUCAAUCGGAUUAGAAUGUUACUGUGUACAUGGACCCUGAAAAAAAUUAUUUACGACGGGCAUUUUCAUGCAUCACACCUUAAAUCGGAAUAUUUUACUUUGACAUGCGCAGAACCUAACAUAAAUGGAAAGGUGUGUUAUUAUUUUUGCUAUGGCGCCAUCUUUUGGACGAGUUCGCUCACUGCAGGUGCUGAAGAAGCAUCAGACUUCCACCGUUAACAAUGGCUUUGUGCAUUUCUGCUUGUCCGACGUUACCACGGUAUUUGAAAUUUUUUCCUUCUGUUCACUACUUUUGUUUUACCUCUCUUUUUGAAAUUGAGCUGUUCUGUGCUUUUUGUUUUGUGAUUAUGCACGGGUCGCGACGAGUCUUCAUGUUUCAACAUGCAGUAUGUGUUUGAGGCUAGCAGCUAGCAUUCGGAGUAGCUGUAAAGCCGUGAGUAGUACAACUCGACAACUGGAUCCCUUCUUUUAUUGUUACAGCCACACAUGACACUCCAGACCAUACUUUCGUUUUUACUGGUCUCGUUUUAAAGCAACAAACUCAACAGUAUAUAAGGCUACUUCAGUAUAUGUUGAAUGGUGGGAGACAACAACAACAAGACAAUAAUUAAUUCCGAGACCAUUAAGUUUAGUACCCGCUAGAGAUGCGCGGAUAGGCAAUAUAUUUCAUCCGCAACCGCUUCAGAAAGUCGUCAACCAUCCGCCAUCCACCCGAUGUAACGUUUGAUCAGAACUGCACCCGCCCGCACCCGCCCGAAGUUUUAUUUACGGAGGCAAUAAUUGAGCAUGGAUUUCCAAUCGCACUGGCUGAUCACAUGGGACAGUUAAAUGUUUGUAAUGCAACCUUUAAAAAUCAUUACGCGGUGAUCGCGGUCCCAAAAAUAAACUUUUCUUGCAUGAUAAUGUCCAGAAAAAUUCGCUUUAUAAAGUUAAAGUUAAAGUACCAAUGAUUGUCACGCACACACUAGGUGUGGCGAAAUUAUUCUCUGCAUUUGACCCAUCACCCUUGAUCACCCCCUGGGAGGUGAGGGGAGCAGUGGGCAGCAGCGGUGGCUGCGCCCGGGAAUCAUUUUGGUGAUUUAACCCCCAAUUCCAACCCUCUAUUACUAUAGAGUCCUUUUAACGAAUGAGUUUGAUGGUUUAUCACAAACCUUAAAUGAAAGAAGUCCUUUGUUCUCCUGCACCAUACAUGCGCUUUGGCCUUGCUUCGUGUUUGGUGCGCAAUCCUGUCGGCUGUAUUUCACAGCACGACAUACUGUUAAAAGUGUUUAUACUAUUUAUGCUUUCAAGUCCAAGUUGAAGAAAUCUUGUUAAAUGUUGACAGCAUAACUACCAAAAUACAGAAGUAUGUCCUUAAAA